Drosophila navojoa is the source of this 1353-nucleotide messenger RNA. RefSeq names its product link (gene link). Lineage: Eukaryota; Metazoa; Arthropoda; Insecta; Diptera; Drosophilidae. The record is from RefSeq and is a predicted model, not a curated record.
UAUCGAUGGCCCAACAGGUAUAAAACGUUUCGCCUACGCCGUCGACCAUUCGUGGAAACAAGAAAAGAGAAUUCCACGAAGGUAGCAAACAAGAAUACGGAUUAGGUUUCUACAAGGGUCAAUCGACAAUGAUUUAUCAGUUGUUCUUUUAACCUCGUGUUGAGUAGAAUGUUCGCUGGGCUGCUGAAGUUCCUUUUGCAUUUGGCUCUGUGGCAAUGUAUCAGGGGCCGUAUUCCUUUGAUGCCCAAAUUCUACAGGCAAGACAGUCCAAUUAUUGUCGACACUGAUAAGCUAAGAUUGAAUCCAAAGUUACAAAAUGGACUCUAUUAUAAUAUUCCCGCCUUCAAGCUUAUUAAUCCGAGCACACUUAAUCCAACCUCGAUGAAGUACACAAACACAGUAGCAUCAAGAGUGGCUGGCGACUAUCCCAAGGAUUUGAUUGAUAUGGCUCGCACUAAGCUGGGCUUUAAGCGUAUAGAUCAGCUGCCCACCCUAAAUAAUCUCGGGAGUCUGCUGGGCACUAGAAAUGAUGAUGAGACAAUCAAAUAUGUGCGCUCUCUGACUUCUACAGAUCAAGGUAUAGCACUCAUGAAGGCAUACUUGGAGUCGACCGAUUAUGAGCCAACCAAUUCCAACAAUGAUAGCGGGGAUAAGACGGAAGCAAAUGAUAAUAAUAAUACAGAUUUUGAUGUCGACUACGAUACGACGCCAUCCAGGCCUGAUACAACUGUAACAAUGAAGACACCAACGCCGCAGAUGGAAGCGGGUAGCCUAAUGAAGGGUGUGAACGAGUUCAUAAAUCAAUAUAAAUUGUGGCCGGACAGAUUGCCAUAUAAGCAUGUGCUGGUGGGACCCGUGCACCCAAGCAGCAACCAGAAACAGAGCCUAGCACCAGCCUUGCAACCCGUACUUUUGCGGAACUCAUUGCCCUAUCAUUAUCCUAUUCCGUUGCGACCCGUAUUAUCUCCAAGGCCCAACACAACUAAGCAGACGCCAGACCCAGUCAGCAACAACGUAAACACAAGCAAAUCCGCCACCGAUUUGGGGGCGCCACACCUCAGCACUCCUAAAAGGACAUCUGCUCUCGUGACACCGCAUGUUCACGAGCUAGCGCGAAUUGCUAAUAUUUCCCCAGACAUUCUUGACAGCUUUUUGCAACAGCAACCAAAGCUGGCCGAAUUGGCUAAACGGUUUAGUCGACUACCGCUGGUUCAGCAACAAAGGAAAGUUGUUGACUCGCAAUUGUUUAUGGCUGUCAAAAGAGCCCUGGCACAGGAGAACUUAAAGCGUUUGCUUAGAGCAUCGCAGGCAUAGAUUUAGUAGGUUUCAACAAUAAAAAUUAAAUAAAUACAA